Puccinia triticina is the source of this 594-nucleotide messenger RNA. RefSeq lists its product as uncharacterized. The record is from RefSeq and is a predicted model, not a curated record. The transcript has 6 exons. The coding region runs from base 1 to 594 and encodes 197 amino acids. NCBI's taxonomy places the organism in Eukaryota, Fungi, Basidiomycota, Pucciniomycetes, Pucciniales, Pucciniaceae.
AUGCAUUUCCAUCGUUUCUGUGGCGUUAUUACCGCAAUAGCCCUCUCUUGGGUGCCCGAGACGCUCUGUCGACAAGAAAACCCGAAGCCAUCAACAUGCGAUGGUGUCCUGAUGGUGCAAGGGGAGAUACCAGAAAUCUUGGGGGUAGACGGGAAGCCAUUCAAUCAAUUUGUAGGCAACUUGACAUACUCCCUCGGAAUGGAUGGGGCACUCUCGCUCAAUAGCACGUCGCCGACAUGGCAUUGCGACCCAAUCAAAGCUAAAACAAACUCCACAAAUACCAUGCGAACUCUAAAAAACGUGUUCGGUUCCGCACAGAUGUCGUGCAAAGCAGAUGUUCAGGAUGUUGAAUCAUCUUGGGUUACUCAAUGGACAAAAGUUACGUUUGCCGGGCAGCUCUAUGUCAGUAUCAUUGUCCAUGAUGGAAUCUGCGGUGCACCCACUACCUUACUGGGUUCCGGUACCACAUGCUACUAUAGUGCAACGACUGAUGGUGGACUCAAAGGUAAUGCCGAAUGCAGGUGGAAAACAAUCGAUCAGCCACACCACCAAGGUGACAAUGCGGAUGACGGGGGCCAAGGCGGUGGCGAGUGA